ACACAAGUUAAUCCGACAAAACCUCUAAACAUCUAGAAAGAAAAAUGAAAAACAUUUCAAUCUUUCUAGUUGUUUUUGCCCUAUGCAUGAUUGGCAAUGCAUAUGGCAUUUCCAAUCCAUUUAAAGGAAAAAAGACGUCGUUGUUAUUCAGGAACAGCCUUUCACACAACAAAUGGCUCAAGGUACGUUGUAAAUCUGGGGACAACGAUGUUCGUGAAAGAUAUAUGAGACCUGGAGAAGAUUGGGGUUUUAGUUUCCACGAUGACGUUAUGGGAGAAACACUUUUCUGGUGUACAAUGUAUAAAGGAGCUGAUUAUAAGAUAAAGAAGACGUUUGAUGCUUAUGUUCAAGACAAGAGAAUGCCUCACGGUGGCUCGUAUAAUUAUGUCGCUCAAGAAGAUGGGAUCUAUCACAGUACUUUGAUACACCGUAUGCGGAAGAUGUAUGAUUGGAAUUAGAAAAAAUCUCCUAUGUUAUUCAAUAUUUAUAAUGCUUACUCAAAUUAUUGAUUUGAUAUAGUUGUAAAGUAUUUUUAUUAUUUGUUUCAUGGAAGAAUCACUCUUUACAUUAAAAGAAAAGUGAAGAGAGACAUUUCAGAACGAUUUUUAUGAAGGACAAUUUGUUUCUGUCUCAUCCUCAAAUAUGUAAGGAACUCGUCAAAAAUAUAAAAUAAACAUACCAUAAUUAAGAA
This is a messenger RNA of Arabidopsis lyrata subsp. lyrata, 691 nucleotides long. Its product is annotated as S-protein homolog 21. The transcript has a single exon. Bases 45 to 458 code for a protein of 137 amino acids. Lineage: Eukaryota; Viridiplantae; Streptophyta; Magnoliopsida; Brassicales; Brassicaceae. The record is from RefSeq and is a predicted model, not a curated record.